AAGAAGAAUGAUAAAGUUUGGCCAAUUAUUCGUACACUUUUCUGUCUGCUAAUUCUAAUUUUCUGUUUUGUGCGUGUAAAUUUCUGUUAAAAUUUGCCUACUGUGUCUACUAUUGGACCUUUCAUCACGAUAACCCUGGAAGCAAACUGGAGCAAGUGUCCUACCGAUUUGACUUGCAACGCGAGACUCGUUUUACGCAAAUCAGCACUGCAUCAGCGAAAAAUUGUAUCGAACAAAAAUUCGCUCCACACCUCAAUGACAUGAUAACGAGCUGCCACUCCAGAUGAUUUGUCUCGGUAACCGGAAAUGCUCAAAACGCUUGCCCUGCGAUGCUUUCGCCGAUACAAGGUGUUUUUCCUGAUUGGAUUGCUUAUCGUGGGAGCGCAAAUCUUUCUCGCGUAUAAGCUCCUCAAGAUUCCCGUAUCCGGCACCGGUAGCGAUGAGGAGCGAGACCUCAGCAAGCGACUGUACGAGAAGUACGUCAAGAAGGUAGCGGGUUCGAAUUUGUCUGCCGACGAUGAAGAUCCGGCGGGAAAUGCGCAGCAGCAGCUGUCGCACGUGGCCCCCGAGAAGGGAACUGGCGGGCGGGAAAUUAGGAAAGAAUCCGCCGGCAGAACAUUUCUCAACUUGAACGAUCUGGACUUUGUGCCCCCGUGUGAUCUUCACAGCAAGGAGACGAUUUCGGCGAUUCACCGGGCACGAAGUCAGCACUGCAAGAAGCAAAUAGUGGAUAUCGCGUGUGCGAUUCAGAGUGGCUCAUUCUACCCGCAACGACUGCCAAACUUUUGCCCCAAUGGCGAUUUUGUCCCGAAUCGCGAGCUUGGGUGUUAUCGGGAUGAGAAGAAUUUUAGAAUCUUAUCUGGUUAUUAUACGAAUUUCAAGACGACAAAUUCUCCCAUCAAGUGUAUUCAGUUAUGCUUACAAUCAGGAUUUUUGUAUGCCGGAGUUCAAUAUUCGAGCGAAUGUUUCUGCGGUGAUGAGCCACCGAAGGCAUCCGCAAAGCUGCCAGACUCAAGCUGCAAUAUGAAAUGCACCGGUGACCCGAAGCAAGCAUGCGGCGGGUAUUUUACGACAAAUGUUUACGAAACAGGAAUUGCUAAAUUCAGUCCACAAACGACGGAAGUGACUCCGAAAGCAGGGAAGGAACCUGUUCGAAUAGCAUUCCUGCUUACCCUGAACGGUCGGGCGCUGCGACAGGUUCAUCGUUUGCUGAAAACUUUGUACAGUACAAGACACUACUACUUUAUUCACGUUGAUGAGCGUCAGGAGUAUCUGUACCGAGAAUUGCUAAAGUUGGAGCCGUUCUUUCCCAACAUACGAGUUUCACGCAACCGAUGGUCCACAAUUUGGGGUGGCGCAUCACUUCUGCAAAUGCUACUCUCGUCCAUGGAACAUCUGCUGAAGGAAACGCCCGACUGGGAGUGGGAUUUUGUGAUGAAUCUGAGCGAAAGCGAUUUUCCCGUCAAGACGCUGGAUAAGUUGGUGCGCUUUCUCAGUGCCAAUCGGGGAAAGAACUUCGUUCGAAGCCACGGUCGCGAAGUGCAGCGUUUUAUUCAAAAACAAGGGCUGGAUCGGACGUUUGUGGAGUGUGAUAACCACAUGUGGCGAAUUGGUGAUCGAGUGCUGCCUUCCGGUGUGCAGAUUGACGGCGGAAGUGACUGGAUCUGUCUGUCGCGAGAUUUCACGCAGUACGUAACGGAGGGAAGGGUAGGGGACGAACUCGUGGAGGGUUUGUUGAUUAUAUUUAGACAAACGAUACUGCCAGCGGAGUCGUUUUUCCACACGGUUCUGCGUAAUUCCAAGUUUUGCAAUAGUUAUGUGGACAAUAAUUUACACGUGACGAACUGGAAGCGAAGACUGGGCUGUAAAUGUCAGUACAAACAGAUAGUGGAUUGGUGCGGAUGCAGUCCAAAUGAUUUUAAGCCUGAGGAUUGGGUGAAGCUGUACGGCACCGAAUCGAAACAGUUUUAUUUCGCGAGGAAAUUCGAGCCAAUUAUAAACCAAGAAGUGAUUCUGCAACUGGAGGAAUGGGUACACGGGCCGUACCCAGCGGAUUAUCCAAAUCUUCACUUAUAUUGGCAGAAUUUCUAUCACCUAGAAGACAAAUCAACGCCAACAGACGGAGCGUUGUUGAAUGUUGUGUAUAGCAUUCUCAGAUUGAUUGCCAAUGGUGAGCAGAAACAAUUUCAGGAGCCUUUUCGGAUACGAGAGUUGAAUCACUUCCUAGACUACGAUCGCUAUAAAGGAUUUCUUAUUUUGUAUGAUGUCGCAAUCGAUGGUCAAAAUUGUCUCUUGGAGACUCGAGUUCAGCCUAAUAACACAGCUCAGGUGUCCAAAUCUGCUCCCCUCGGUCGGCGGUUAACGCAGCUGGAAGUUAGUGGGGAUUUCGAUCAGAAAGAGCAAGUAUCGCGAAACUUCCAGCGCACCAUUGGAACCAAUUCCGAUUUAGUAUUAAUAUUUCGCCUAGCCGGAUCACGUGCGAAUAAAAAUGUUACUAGUUAUACACUAACGAUUCUGUGGAUGGACCCUCGUGGUAUUCUAGCCGAUUCCAGCGAGCUGACCAUCGAAGAUAAUCCAUCCGGUCCGCUAGAGAAUUUAAUACAUUUCAGCAAGGCUGGCAAUCUGAAACAACCUCUUCUGACAGGCGUUUGGACCGCAAAGCUGGUCCACAGAAAGGUUCUUCUGGGGGUCACCCGCUUUCUGGUGGUUAGCAGCCUUCCGCUGGCUGGCACCAAUCAAACAACCAAAGAGCAGGAACAGGAGCAGCUAGAUAGAGUCAGUUUGGAACUAACCCAGAUUCAAAAACGAAUUGGCUAUUUGUGUCAGAUGUGAACAACCAGCUGUCAAAACCGAGGAGUGCAUCGAAGAACAAAACACGAUAAAACAAAUUUACGCAAGUGGAUUGUUUAUGUCAUCUCUAAAAGUACCCAUUCAGAAGAAAAAACCAUUUUUCGUUUGAAAAAAAAAAUAACGAUCAACUGAAAUGGCAAAAUGGUCCACUAAUUACCUUUUUUACGUUCUAUUGACUGCAGUCUCUAGCCUCUAAAAGACCAAUUUAGAAAAAAUAACGGUCUUGAAAAAAGCGGACGCGUUCGAUGACAUCGUCGUCUGGUUGCUAACUGGAUGGCUGCCAAAAUCCCAAAAUUGUGAUAGGAGCCUAGAAAUUGAUUCAGAUUGUGCAGUGAAUUGAAACUCCUUGUGAAAAAGAAUGAUCGCGUCGAAGCGGAGGAAUGAAAUUUAUCCGUAUCGACUAGAGGUGGGCAAAACAGUUCACUUUAAUGAACCGUUCAGUGACCAACCUUUCACUUAAGUGAACUAGUUCUUUUGAGCAGUUCACUCACUCUUUUGUACAGUGGCGGAUAUGUCCGAUGUUUGUUAAAAAUAACUUAGCACUAUAGGAAAUCAAACUUUGAUUUUGAAAUUUUAAUUUUGUUUGAGUCGUUAUUCAUUAUUUUCAGCAUAAACUAGCAUUGUGCUGCUUACGUUGUAUUGCAAUAAAUGCUAUAGCAAAACUGUACCCAAACCGCGAACGUCCAUCUCAAAAUUAUCGAGCACAAUAUGAUAUAAUAUAAAACAUAUUUCAUAUUAGCGACGCGAAUUUUACUGUUUAACAAGACUGUUUAAAUCAACUUUCAGCUUUCAACUAUAUUUUAUAAGUGAGGUAGAUUGGCAUAACAACUUACUGAAAUAUUUACCCUGAACUCCAAAAUAUGAAAUUUGAUAAAUAAUUUAACAAUCCAAUUUAAAACCAUCGUAUCCUGAACCCAACAUAAAAAAACGCAACAAGCGAUUUUAUGAUGCGACAAUACCGACAUAUUAUUUUUGUUGUUUCAUGGGGCUAUCGUUUGUUUCCAUCCGUUAAUUUAAGAACUAUUUACCUUGCAGCACCAUUCAUCUAUCACUCGUUCGUUUUCUUUCCUCUUAUGCACCGCUUACCGUGCACAGUUCGUUCUGAACGGCAUGCACAGUUCUGCCAGCGGUCAGUUCGUUCUGAACUGUAUUAUCAGUUCAUCAUUCACCGUACACAGUUCGUUCUGAACUGGGUAUACCACCCGGGUGACCUCUUUAGAGAACCCCUAUUAAACUGACAAGAGCCAACAUAUCGAGUUCCCCACUGGCAUUUUCCCUUUGUUUUCGGCCUGAAUUGGGUUCCCCACUGACAGUUGUGCUUGAGAUCUUCUUAAUGAUGUUAACCUCAAUCAUAGCACCCGGCUGGGGUAUACAGUUCAUAUGAACUGUUGCCCAGCAAAAAAGAACGGCAGUUCGUUCACUCUUUUGGGUGAACUCGUUCUUUUGAUCAGUUCAUGAACGGUUUGCCCAUCUCUAGUAUCGACUACACUGAGAGGAAAAUUUAGUAUAUAUGACGAUUUUUUUCGUAAAUGUUACCAAUUCGUUAGUCAUUUUCUACCCUACUAAUCAUUGGUAUAUCUUACAAAAGGAAAUUGGUAAGCAUUAUUUUUGUAGGAUGGUGGGCAUGUUGGCCCACCAUUGGAGCAGCAUCAGUGAAAACGUUGUUUUUUAUUUGUAAGAGAUAAUGAUAAGGGAUAAUGACAUUAUGUUGUUGAUAAUUAAUUCUUAUUUAAAAAGCUGUCCUCAAUCAUACAUUGGGCCUGAUUCUCGAAUACACUUCACGGUGGAAACGAAAUAAACGGCACGCCAUUGAACUACGUUUUACGAGUUAGUGAAGUGUCGAAGAUAAUGAUGAGUUUUCAGGCAAAAUGAGCACUUUUCAAAUAAAAAAUCAUUAAUGAAAAUUAAUUUCUUCGUAUCAAACUGGUAUCCAAUGUGAGUGGAAAACUUUUUUUUCUUCAUCUGGUAUAAUAAACUCAUACAAAAAUUUCAUCUGAAGAUAAUUUGAUAUUUUUUUUUUAUCCCAUUUAUUUAUUUAUCAGGCUCAUUAGCAUUUUUUAUCUGUAACAGAGCCGGGUUUUUAUCGUGUACAUGUACAUAUGUUUAUGUUUCUAUAAAUUGUAAAUUACACAGUAGAAGUUGUAGCCAUUUAGGCGUUAGGUUUUCUGUUCCAUUACAUUAUGGUAAAUUACACUGUAGUAGCCAUUUAGACGUAAGGGUAUUCUAUCUGUUCUUCCAUUGUUCAGCAGACCGGACAGCGGAGACAGUUGAUAUUGAUCAUUGUUGGGUUAUUUAUAGAACAGCAGCCCGAUGUUUCUUGCAGAGCAGAGCAGUUGUAUGGAUGAAUCGAUCUUUGUUCCACCGUGGACCGAUCUCCAUAGCUGAUGAUGGUUGCUUGGACGUAGUUAUUCUAACAACACAAAGAUGGUCAAUUGAGGGCCCUGAGUUUGAACUCACGAUCGAUCGCUUAGUAAGCGAACGCGUAACCAAGUGGCUACGAAGACCCCCUAAAUAAUUUGAUAUUAUAAUGAUAAGUUUAGUGGGAAACUAAUCUCGUAUCCAGAUGUCGACACCGUACCGUUGUCAUCGCGAAUACGUUUCAUUCCGUUUCCACCGUGAAGUGUAUUCGUAGUGUAUUCGAGAAUCAGGGCCAUUAUCUUUUACACAGUAAUUUCCUACAUCCUACAUUCUACAUCUAAACAUUGCUCGUGCAGAUUUAAUCGCAGUUUCGACCGAAUCAAUCUCAUAUGUUUUUUCACACCCUCACUCAUCAAGGUUUUGCUCCUUUUACUGUUGCACAUUUUCAUCCUUUAGGACAGGAACAACUGAUUAGUUGGCAGUUGAUGGGACCAGAUCGCAGUACAUUUCAUCCGAUGAAAUAUAUGUGGUUACCUGAGAUUUCUUUGUGUUGCACAUGCUCAGUCUAAUAUACAUUGAAUAGUCAACUGUGCAAUUUUAAUCCAAGAUUAGAAGCUGAAAAUUAAAAGGGAAAGGAUUGUGUUGAAGUUUAUUUUAUAAGAUUCGGUGUAUUAAGAUUUCAAUACAACGAAUUGAACUUUUGUUUUUCCGCAGCGAAAACAAGUUCUCGAUAUCUUUGUGGUCGAGAAUAUGUUUUCGCCGAAGAGAAACAAAAGUUACAUAUAUUUGAAUCUAAUAAAAAUCAAAAAAAAACUUACCUCCGAAUAGCUUUGUUUCAUCAAGAGGAAUGACGACUGCGAAGUACGCACAUUACAGUUCCUAGAAAUGAAAACAAUCAAGGUUACACAUGCUAUGAAGUAAAAUGUACGAAUCUUUAGUAGGGAUGUGUAUUGCAUAAGACAUCCGUUUUACAAAGUUUUGGUAAUAUUUACGAAAAAUGCGUACAUUUUACCAAUGUUUCAACUACUAAAGAUUUGGUAGUUGCAUUUACUAAUGUUUUCCUCCAGUGUACCAGGAGAAUCACACAGGGGUUGGGCUUUCGACGCAAUGUUUCGCUUCUCUUCAGGCUUCCAUUGUAUCGAGCGCAUGAAUUGCACAUAAGGGUAGAGACUCGUAAGAUUAUGUGGGCCUCUAUGGGUGUAUAAAUUCGUUUCCUUAGCCAAAACCUUAAGCCUUAAGUUUUAAGGAUUAUUUAUGAACGAGUCAUUCAGUUUUUAUAGUCAUGUAAUUGAGCCUCUUCAAAACAGAAUUAUUGAUUUUUCGAUCUGUGAGACCGUAUGCGCGUUAACUGACCUAGAUUUUCUAAAGCUCUACUCCGUACGUUUAGACGGAAGGCACUACGGAUUACCUGUGGUGAAGUGAUACUCGAAUGGCUGUAUGAUUGAAGCACGCGGAAGAAGACCACCAGCCUGGAGAAAUCAUUUAGCAAACACGGUUCGAAUCUUCUUUCUCUAUCUUGAACUAGCAAGCGGUAGCAAUAUACCUUCAGAUGACGCAUUUUACAUGUUUUUUUCCGUAUAUUGUUUCAGUUAUUCUUAUUUUACCGAUAGUUCUAGAGAACAGUCCAGUUCUUUUAAGUCAACGUGCCAUCCUCGCUAAUAGUAUCAUUCAAAAGGUUACUGUGUAUUAGACUUUUCCGUGAUUCCGAUGGAAACAGAAAUCAGCAGAAUUCAACCAUAUUGUUGCUUACCAGUUUUCAGGGGCAAAUCAAUAAUACAAAUUAGGUCUUUGCAAUCCAUUCGUCACGAAGUAAACCGUUUCGCUUCUCUCAACAUUACUGUGCCAUUUUUAUCAAGUCAUGCUACUGUAUUUUGUUAAGGAAAACAUAUAUCGACCUGCACGAGGCAUGUCUUCUAGCGAUAAGGUUCUAAUCAAUAGGAAUUCUAGGGUAAUACGAUGAAACCAAAACGAUCUUCAAAACUGAUAAUAGUAAUCUUUUUUUUUAUCAAAGAUACCUCCCCUCCACAUUUUCUUUCCUGUUAGUAUCUGAAAUCGUAAUCAUAAGCGUGUAUAAUCAAUGUAAAUAUACAUUUGACAAAAGUAUUAAGGGGCAUCUCGAAGAAAACGGAAAACCUUCAAAAUAGUGAGCUACUUUUAAUUAUACUCCUUCUCGCCAUUCGUCAGUUGAGAUAGUAAUGAAAUUAUAACAAUAAGAUUGUUUGAAAAAAGUAUUCUGUUCAAAUAUCAGCAAUAAUUGUUUAUGUAUUUAAGAAAAACAGUCAAAUUGUUAUCAAUAAAACAAAUCAUGUAUUUUCAA
Molecule: messenger RNA, 7525 nt
Organism: Toxorhynchites rutilus septentrionalis
Lineage: Eukaryota; Metazoa; Arthropoda; Insecta; Diptera; Culicidae
Gene: oxt
Product: xylosyltransferase oxt
Exons: 5
Coding region: 307-2832 (841 amino acids)
Biological process (GO): heparan sulfate proteoglycan biosynthetic process; chondroitin sulfate proteoglycan biosynthetic process
Cellular component (GO): membrane
Molecular function (GO): protein xylosyltransferase activity
Source: RefSeq, a predicted model, not a curated record